This is a messenger RNA of Thyridium curvatum, 705 nucleotides long. RefSeq lists its product as uncharacterized. Bases 1 to 705 code for a protein of 234 amino acids. NCBI's taxonomy places the organism in Eukaryota, Fungi, Ascomycota, Sordariomycetes, Thyridiales, Thyridiaceae. Gene Ontology annotation, cellular component: Ino80 complex. The transcript has a single exon. Gene Ontology annotation, biological process: chromatin remodeling. The record is from RefSeq and is a predicted model, not a curated record.
AUGUCCAACCCAGAGGCCCAGGCCGCGCAGGCCGCGCACCAGGCCCUGAUCGAGCAGCUCGACAUCCACUCCAUCCACAAGACCUUCCGCAACCCGCACUGGCGGCCGAACCAGCGGCGCAACAAGAACGUAAAGACCAUCAUCGGCGACGCCUCCAAGCGCGAGGCCAACUCGACCUCGGUCGCGCCGACCCCCCUGCCCGACGAGAACGGCGGCGGCGCGAGCGGCGCGGCCACCCCGGCGGCGGACAAGGACGACGACGGCCUCUCGACGAGCGGCACCUCGACGCCCGCGGGGCCCUCGUCGGCGGCCGGCGCGGCCAGCGUGCAGCCCAACCUGGCGCAGGCCUCGCGCAGCCUGUCCAAGCUCGUGCUGGAGAAGAGCCUGCGGUCCUCGACCAACGGCGGCGGCGGCGGCGGCGGCGGCGCAGGAGGGGGGGCCGGCUCCUCCUCCGCGGCGUCGGUGUCGGCGGCGGCGAUGGGCGGCGCGCCCCCCGUGGCGACGUACACCAACAUCGAGAGCGCGCCGAGCCUGGCGCCGCAGAAGCGGUACUGCGACAUCACGGGCAUGCCGGCGCCCUACACGGACCCCAAGACGCGGCUGCGGUACUACAACAGCGAGGUCUUCACCGCCAUCCGGGGCUUCCAGCAGGGCGUCGCGGAGCAGUUCCUCGAGGCGCGGGGGGCGCACACGGUGCUCAAAUGA